This is a messenger RNA of Sphaerodactylus townsendi, 5347 nucleotides long. RefSeq names its product ubiquitin protein ligase E3B (gene UBE3B). The transcript has 25 exons. Gene Ontology annotation, molecular function: ubiquitin protein ligase activity. Bases 338 to 3058 code for a protein of 906 amino acids. Lineage: Eukaryota; Metazoa; Chordata; Lepidosauria; Squamata; Sphaerodactylidae. The record is from RefSeq and is a predicted model, not a curated record. Gene Ontology annotation, biological process: protein polyubiquitination; ubiquitin-dependent protein catabolic process.
CAGGAGAGAGGUGGAUGAUUUCUUGGAAGCCAGUGGCUCUGGACCUGGUAAAAGAACAGCCCUCUCCAUUUUCAGGACUUCCCGGAAGCUGCUGUUUGUGUUUAGCUUCCGAAACGACAAAGAGAGAUUUGAAAAGCUGUGCCGAUGUAUACUGAGCAGUAUGGACGUGGAGAAUGAAUCUAAGGUGUGAAGGUACGUGUCGCUAGCGCUUUCGAAGGAUCUCACUCUCCUGUGGAUCAAACAGGUCAAAGAUAUUCUGUGGCUUUGCUGUGAAUAUCUCAAGCAGCUCAAGCCUGACAUCUUGCAAGAUUCCAAGUUGGUGAACUUGCAUCUCGCAAUGUUGGUGACCUUUACAGACACCUGCACAUGGAAGGUCCUGCGGGGGAAAGGAGAAGCUCUGCGGCCAGCCAUGAACCACCUCUGUGCAAAUAUCAUGGGCCAUCUCAACCAAAAAGGCUUUUAUUCUGUGCUGCAGAUUCUGCUGACAAAUGGAUUGGCCCGAUCCAGACCCUCCCUUUCUAAAGGCACUUUGACAGCCGUGUUUUCUCUUGCAUUGCGUCCUGUGGUUGCUGCUCAGUUUUCCGACAACCUCUUGCGAUCCUUCUUGAUCCACAUCAUGUCUGUGCCAGCUGUAGUGACCCAUCUGUCCAUGCUGACUCCAGAGUGCCUGGCGGUGAUCGACUCGCACCACCUCUUGCACAAAUUCCUUUGGUUCCUGAGAGACGAGGAACAGUGCCGGGACGUCUGUGUGUGUCUGGAAGGAAGCCACACGCUCUGCCUGCUGGGCAACCUCAUCUGUCUGAGCUCCCUGAAUGACAAAGUGCUGGAGGAGGAGACGGCCCACUUUGUGAGCGUCCUCAUCCAGAUGCUCUCGUACUGCCAAAAGUACGUCUCGCAAAAGAAGUCCAACCUCACUCACUGGCACCCCGUCCUUGGCUGGUUUUCCCAGACGGUGGAUUACGGCUUGAACGAGUCGAUGCCCCUCCUCACCAAGCAGUUGCAGCACCUCUGGGGCGUCCACCUGAUCCGCAUCCUCUUCAGUGAUGUUCUCAGCAAGAAGCUCCUGGAGAACCCGGAGGCGGCUCAUGCGGCAGCACCUUCCACCUCCCCGCAGAACAGCCUGCCCAUGAAAAGCCUCUUUAAGCGCGCCUUUCAGAAAUCUGCAUCUGUCCGCAACAUUCUGAAACCUGUUGGAGGCAAGAGGGUGGAUUCCGCAGAGGUGCAGAAGGUCUGUAGCGUCUGCGUCCUUUACCAAAUGGCCCUCACCACUCUGACGCAGAUCCGGCUGCAGAUACUCACAGGCCUGACCUAUCUGGACGACCUCUUGCCCAAACUGUGGGCUUUCAUCUGUGAAUUGGGGCCCCAGGGAGGCCUCAAGCUCUUCCUGGAGUGCUUGAACAAUGACACGGAAGAGUCCAAGAGGCUUCUGGCCAUGCUGAUGCUCUUCUGCGAUUGCUCCCGUCAUCUCAUCACGAUUCUUGAUGACAUCGAGGUCUACGAAGAGCAGGUCUCCUUCAAACUGGAAGAGCUUGUUACCAUUUCAUCCUUCCUGAACUCCUUUGUGUUUAAGAUGGUCUGGGACGGGAUUGUGGAGAACGCCAAAGGAGAGACGCUGGAGCUGUUCCACUCCGUCCACGGCUGGCUGAUGGUCUUGUACGAGAGGGACUGCCGCCGGCGCUUUGCCCUGGAGGACCACUGGCUGCGCAAGGACCUCAAACCAAGCUUGCUCUUCCAGGAACUUGAUAAAGACCGGAAGCGAGCCCAGCUGGUCCUGCAGUACAUCCCCCACGUCAUCCCCCACAAGAACAGGGUGCUGCUCUUCCGGAACAUGGUGACCAAAGAGAAGGAGAAGCUGGGACUGGUGGAAACUAGUUCCGCCUCACCACACGUCACUCACAUCACCAUCCGCCGGUCGCGCAUGCUGGAAGAUGGGUACGAGCAGCUGCGGCAGCUCUCUCAGAAUGCCAUGAAGGGGGUGAUCCGGGUGAAGUUUGUGAACGAUCUGGGGGUGGACGAGGCCGGCAUCGACCAAGACGGGGUCUUCAAGGAGUUCCUGGAGGAGAUCAUCAAGAAAGUGUUUGACCCUGCUCUCAACCUUUUCAAGACCACCAGUGGCGACGAGAGGCUGUAUCCCUCCCCCACAUCCUACAUCCACGAGAACUACCUCCAGCUCUUUGAGUUUGUCGGGAAGAUGCUUGGGAAAGCUGUUUAUGAGGGGAUUGUUGUGGACGUCCCUUUUGCAUCUUUCUUCCUGAGCCAGCUGCUUGGCCACCACCACAGCAUCUUCUACAGUUCAGUGGAUGAACUUCCUUCGCUGGACUCUGAGUUCUAUAAAAACCUCACCUCUAUCAAGCGUUACGAUGGAGACACCAGCGAUUUGGGUCUGACUCUGUCUUAUGAUGAAGAUGUGAUGGGCCAGCUUGUUUGCCAUGAACUUGUUCCUGGUGGGAAAACCAUGCCAGUUACCAAUGAAAACAAGAUCAGCUACAUCCAUCUGAUGGCCCACUUCCGGAUGCACACCCAGAUCAAAAACCAGACGGCCGCUUUCAUUAGUGGCUUCCGUUCCAUCAUCAAGCCGGAAUGGAUCCGCAUGUUCUCUGCGCCGGAGCUGCAGCGCCUGAUAUCCGGGGACAAUGCUGAGAUCGAUCUGGAAGACCUGAAGAAACACACGGUGUACUACGGGGGCUUCCACGGCAGCCACAGAGUCAUAAUUUGGCUAUGGGACAUCCUCGCCCAUGACUUCAGCCCUGACGAAAGAGCCAUGUUUCUCAAGUUUGUCACCAGCUGCUCCCGGCCGCCACUCUUGGGCUUCGCCUACCUCAAGCCUCCCUUCUCCAUCCGUUGCGUGGAGGUCUCGGAUGAUCAGGACACGGGGGACACCCUGGGCAGCGUCCUGCGGGGCUUCUUCACCAUCCGGAAGAAGGAGCCGGGCGGGCGCCUCCCCACCUCCUCGACCUGCUUCAACCUCCUCAAGCUGCCCAACUACAGCAAGAAGAGCGUCCUGCGGGAGAAGCUGCGCUACGCCAUCAGCAUGAACACUGGCUUCGAGCUCUCGUAGCUGCCGGGGUCUUUCCGGGGCCGCUGCCUGGGCCGGGUGUGCCGUGCCAGGUCCUCCCAGGCAGGAGGGGGAAGCGGGAGGGGCAGCGGUCCUCUGCUCUGCGCUGUGUGGGCUGGGCACUGAGCGUGGCGGCCCCAGAGGGGAAAGGGCCGGCCUUGGCGGCGGCAGCCGUGACUCACCGGGAUCUGAAAGCAGCUGGUCUGCUAUUAAAGGAAGCUUUGAGUGCGAAGGCUGUGAAGGUGCGGAGCGGGAAGAGUCCUGAUCGGUGGAGGCUGGAGCUGGGGCUCUCUACUUCUGAACCAGGGCCUGGUGCCCACAGCUGGAGAGCUGCGUGGAGAUGCUGCUGCGUGCUCCUUCAGCUCUGCUGAGGUUUGGCCAAAGCUUCUCUGUGUGAAACAGGCACAUGGUUGGACUUUGGGGUGUGCAGGAUGGGCUGGAACAGAGGCCAUGUAAUGAAUGGGGGUACUUCCUUCUCCCUGUCCUGUUUAUGAAAGUUGGGAGGGGGCCCAAGCCCUGUUGUUUACAUCACUCCGAAAGGGCAGUGAGGUCACUCCAAGGCGGCCUUUUGCCCUGUGGCCAGGAGUUGCAGCUGGUUUGCCAAAAGCCUCGCCUCACCUCACCUGCAGAGACUUGAGCCGCCCUCUGUUCCGUCUUUCCUCCAAGCGGAAUCUCUCACCUUGGUCUGUUCCGUCACCUUAAACUUGUCCAUUUGGUCCUGCUGCAAAAUUUGGUCCUGGUCAAUUUCUUUCUUUUGCCCUUAACUUAUUAUAUGAGACCUUCAGCGGCCAGGUUGUCCAGGAAGCUGUAACCAAAACAUCUUCUGGCUAGAUCUGUGGUGUGCAUGGUUUCCACUGGCUAGUUGGCAAGCCCUCAGCAGCCAGAUCCUGCAUAGGGGACAGUGGAUUGUGAGCACAGGCCAGCCUCCAAAUAGAGACAAGGCGCACUUUCACCCUGUCCUCUCCAGAAGCUCUGGCAUAUUUCUGUCCUUCUGCUGCACUGGAGCCGACUCUCGUCUGGGUCCAGGAGUGAGUAGUCUGAGCUGCGUGCAGACAGGGCUCUCCGAGAGUCUUGCUUGUUGCUCGCACUGAAGAGGAAGGGCUGAAGAGCCCUUGGCCUGUGAGCAGAGCCAACCCUUCUACCACUCGCAAGAUCCCGUGACAAAGGCCUCUUGGAGGUUGUGUAGCUGCAGAGUCCCCUGAGCCAUUUGGGACACCAAUUUCACCAGGGCUUGUUUUUGCUCCCUUCUCGAAACCGCCAGGAACUCCGGAGUGCCCAACUCCUGCAGAGCUCAGCACUUCCAAGUGAGUUUCGGCUGAAGUUGUGAACUGUUCCCUCUGUGGGUUUGUGUGAGUUGGCUUUCACGUUUCUGUCUGCUCACACACACACCCCCUUUAACAUUUUGAAAACCUGGAUUAGAGCAGCUUUGGGGUGAUGCUGUCCCCCUAAAUAGGUUGUGGCUGUUCAUUCUGACGGAACGUUCCUGUCUGUCCCAGAGGAUCUGGCCUUCCUUCGGGCAGUUCAGGAGGAGAGAGAGAGGGCAGCCAGCCACUGCCACGUUCUCAUAACCUUUUCCCCAUCAAAAUGGAUUGGUUGCGCAUAUGCAACAGAAGCUGGCUUGCUCCCUCCCGGGCGGCGGCAGUAGCAACUCCCGAUCUCUUUCCCCAAAGGCAUUCAGGGAUUGAAACUAGGACAGUCUUCAAGGUUGCCCCUUCCUGCCAGCUGCCGGCUGAUUCCGUGACCCUUGCUUGUUUGGGAAACCCCUCCCACCCCCCGUGAGGGAAUUCUGUGAAGGAAGGAAGUGCCCAGAUAAAGGGUAGCUGCAACUGUAAAUAUUGUACAGAAUUUUUCAAGGAAGUUGCAUGUGCCGUUUUAUUAAUUUCUUUUGCCGAAGAAGCCCCGUUGGCACUUCCUGGUUUGCGGGUUCUGCUGACCGGCAACAGCAUAGCUGGAAGGUGUAAAAUAGUUUUGUUUUUUAAAAAAACUCUACUGAUGGGCAGGGCCCAAAUGAGCUUAUAGGCAUGAAACAUUUAACACUACAUCUCUCUGUGUGUGUGUGUAUUCCCACCCCCACCCUACCCCUUUCACUGACUUUUAAAUGUUUCUCGAGAAUGAAAAGCUCUCUAAUAUUCUGUGGCCAGGAGCUCCAUGGUUUUCUCCAGGAAUCUGAAAAUAUUGCAGUACAGAGGAGGGGAAGCAAAGCAAACGACAGAUUGUAUCGUCAAAGGCUUUCAUAGCCAGAAUCACUAGGGUAUUGUGGGUUUUCCGGGUUGUAUGGCCGUGUUCCAGUAG